AUGUUGUCAACUCGCUCUACCAACCCUAUGCCAAUGUACUCAACUCCAAGCUUGACCCCUUCAAUCUCAACAAACAAUACAAACCAAAACAUCCAAUCUGAUCUCUUUAGAAAACCAACUUCAAAUUCAAUAGCUAGAAUAUCGUUUCCAACAAAUUCUAAAAAUUUAUCUUCAACUUUCGAUCCUACAAACCAAAACUCAAACCAAAACUCAAACCAAUCCUCCAACCAAAAUACCAUCUUUAACACCCCCUCAAAAAACAACAUAGCUGAAAGAUUAGCCAGUCUACUUCCUGCUCCUCCCUUAUCCUUUGCUCAAAUAAGAAACGAGGCCUUGCAACCACAGCCCUCUAGAAGAGCUCGUAGAAGAUCAAAGUAUACUGCUGAACAAGAUGAAUUAAUUGUCUCGCUAAAAAAAGGCGGAAGAAGUUGGGUCGAUAUAGCUGAAUUAACUGGCGUGGGAAACUUUUUAGCUGCAAGAAAUAGAUACCAGGUCUUAAUAGGCCAACAAGGUGGUGGUGCAGCUGCCUGGGGAACUGAUGAUGCUAAUGCUCUACAGGCCUUACUAGAUGAAGGUGAAACUGAAAAAUGGAAAUUCAUUUCAAGAGAAAUCCAAAAGGCAACAGGCAAACUCUUCACAGAUAAACAAUGCCAAAAAAUUGUUCGUGAAUUGUUUUGGAAGGAUUCAAAGACAUUUGGCAUAACUGAAGAAAGCGUUGAACAAUAUUACAACGAAAUCAAAAGUCGAAAUGGCAACUCUUCAAAUCAAAAUACUCAUUCUGCUACUCGCCAUCAAAGUGUCCAAUCUCAGUCUCAACCCCAACUCCAACCUCAACUUCAACUUCAACCCCAAUCACAUACUCAUGUUCAGGUUCAAGCCCAAAGACUAAGGCAAAAUGUUCCACCUCAAAUGCAAAUAUCAAAUUCAAAUAAUUUAAACCAAAAUGGCUACUUGUCCUACUUUAAUGACCAAUCAUCAAAUCCAAAUUCUAAUUCCAAUAACCCAUCAAAUUUUUCAUCCUUCUCAACAACAACUGCUGGCACCACUACUAGUUCCACCAACAAUACAGAUUCUUUCUACUCAAUGCCUCCUCCUCCACAUCCUCAAAAUCUGUAUUCUUCAACUACCUCUCAUUAUCCUUAUUCUAAUCCAGCAGUAUCAACAGCCUCUAAUUCUGGUGGCGCUUUAUUAAGUACUGGAUUUGCUUUUUCUAAUAUCGAUGAGCAGAAUUGA
This is a messenger RNA of Ascoidea rubescens DSM 1968, 1233 nucleotides long. RefSeq lists its product as uncharacterized. The transcript has a single exon. The record is from RefSeq and is a predicted model, not a curated record. Lineage: Eukaryota; Fungi; Ascomycota; Saccharomycetes; Ascoideales; Ascoideaceae. Bases 1 to 1233 code for a protein of 410 amino acids.